This is a messenger RNA of Ambispora leptoticha, 213 nucleotides long. Lineage: Eukaryota; Fungi; Glomeromycota; Glomeromycetes; Archaeosporales; Ambisporaceae. The record is from the annotation of a GenBank genome assembly.
AUGGCUUCUAGAUGGUCUCUCAAUGAUCCAGUAUCAAAUCUUGCUAAAUAUAAUGAAGAUGACUAUGAAUUUGAAGAAGACAAUAACUGUAAAUAUGAAGAGAAUAAUUAUUCUGAAGAUUAUAAUAAUUUAGAUAACUAUGAGAAUAUAACACAUAAUUCUAAAGAUACUUUUAUCUCAAAUCAAAGUUUAAAUCUAGCUGUCUCUAGUUAA